AUGGCCAAGAGCACCGGUGCGUUACCGAAAGCGGCGGGGCUGCGGCGCGCCAAGCAAAUCAAGGCGUCGGCCUCCCGCCCGGCGCUAAAGAAAACCAAGUCGCGAACGCAGUACCUCGCCGAGCACGCGAGCGCGAUGCUGCGCGCGCAGGCGGACGUGCAAAGGCGCCUGCAGACGCGCCAGGAGGACGCGAGGCGAGCCAAGCACGCGUCGCCCGUGUGCCUUGAGCGCGUGGUGGCCGACAUGGCGCUCUGGCGACGGCACGGCCACCGCUUCGAGUCGCCGGCGCUUCUCGAUGACCCGCCCCUCGAGUCGUUGCUUCCGUCGCUCACGAUUGCGAUUGAAUGCUCGGUCACGACGAAAGACGAGGGCCCGGUCGCCUUUUCGUUGCCGCGGAGUCGCGCAAGUCGCGCCUGCUUGAACGAGCCCAGUCCCAUGGAGUUCUAA
Saprolegnia parasitica CBS 223.65 is the source of this 447-nucleotide messenger RNA. RefSeq lists its product as hypothetical. The transcript is spliced from 2 exons. The coding region runs from base 1 to 447 and encodes 148 amino acids. Lineage: Eukaryota; Oomycota; Saprolegniomycetes; Saprolegniales; Saprolegniaceae. The record is from RefSeq and is a predicted model, not a curated record.